UCCAGUCAGUCAUGUCGGAGAUACUUGACCUUUCUUUUCUGUCUGAGAUGGAAAGGGAUUUGAUCCUCAGUGUUCUACAACGAGAUGAAGAGCUCCGGAAAGCAGAUGAGAAAAGGAUUAGGCGACUGAAGAAUGAGUUACUGGAGAUAAAAAGGAAAGGGGCCAAAAGAGGCAGCCAACACUAUAGUGAUCGCACCUGUGCCCGGUGCCAGGAGAGCCUGGGUCGGUUUAUUCCGAAAACCAACACUUGCCGAGGUUGUAAUCACUUUGUGUGUCGGGACUGCCGCAUCCAGGAGAGCAAUGGUACCUGGAGGUGCAAGGUGUGCGCCAAGGAAAUAGAAUUGAAGAUGGCGACUGGAGACUGGUUUUAUGACCAGAAGGUGAAUCGCUUCGCUUACCACACAGGAAGUGAGAUCAUCAGGAUGUCCCUGCGCCGCAAACCCGCAGUGAGUAAAAGAGAGACCAUGCCACAGUCUCUCCUUCACCAGUCACAAGUGGGCAGUAUCUGGCCGGGGAGAAAGAGCAUCCAGGAGCAACAUAAAGAUUCCAGUUCCAGUGUGCCAUUUGAAGUGCCUAAGCUAAAAAGUGGAAAGAGUGCACUGGAGGCUGAGAGUGAGAGUCUGGAUAGCUACACUGCUGACUCCGAUAGCACAUCCAGGAGAGACUCUCUGGAUAAAUCUGGCCUCUUUCCAGAGUGGAAGAAGAUGUCUGCCCCCAAAUCUCAAGUACCUUUGGUAAUGGAAAUUAAUCCUGAGGGUCAAAAUGUAGUAUCUGUUGAUGAGAGUGAAAUGAUUUUCAAGAAGAACACCAAAAUGAUCCUCAGACCUUCAGAAUAUACUAAAUCUGUGAUUGAUCUUCGCCUGGAUGAUAUGGAACCUGAAAGUGCUUCUUUGGGAGACAGAAGCAAAUCUGUCCCAGGCCUCAAUGUGGAUAUGGAAGAGGAAGAAGAAGCAGAAGAAGAAGAGGAUAUUGACCACCUGGUGAAGUUGCAUCGCCAGAAGCUAGCCAGAAGCAGCAUGCGAAGUGGCUCUUCCAUGAGUACAAUCGGCAGCAUGAUGAGCAUCUAUAGUGAAGCUGGUGAUUUUGGGAACAUCUUUGUGACUGGCAAGAUUUCCUUUUCUCUGAAGUAUGAACAGAAAACACAGACUCUGGUCAUCCACGUGAAGGAGUGCCACCAGCUGGCCUAUGCUGAUGCAGCCAAGAAGCACUCUAACCCAUAUGUGAAGACUUAUCUUCUGCCUGAUAAGUCCCGCCAAGGUAAAAGAAAAACCAGCAUUAAGCGGGACACUAUCAAUCCACUAUAUGAGGAGAUCCUCAGAUAUGAGAUCCCAGAAUCUCUCCUGACCCAGCGGACUUUGCAAUUCUCUGUUUGGCAUCAUGGUCGCUUUGGCAGAAACACUUUCCUUGGAGAGGCAGAGGUCCAUUUGGAUUCCUGGAUGCUUGAUAAGAAACUGGAUCAUUGCCUCCCUUUACAUGGAAAGAUCAGUGCUGAGUCCCUGACUGGCUUGCCAUCACACAAAGGCGAGUUGGUGGUUUCAUUGAAAUACAUCCCAGCCUCCAAACUCCCCAUUGGAGGUGACCGGAAAAAGAGUAAAGGUGGGGAAGGGGGAGAACUCCAGGUGUGGAUCAAAGAAGCCAAGAACCUGACUGCUGCCAAAUCAGGAGGGACUUCAGACAGCUUUGUCAAGGGAUACCUCCUUCCCAUGAGGAGCAAGUCCAGUAAGCGUAAAACUCCUGUGAUGAAGAAGACCCUGAACCCCCACUACAACCAUACAUUUGUCUACAAUGGUGUGAGACUGGAAGAUCUACAGCACAUGUGCCUGGAACUGACUGUGUGGGACCGGGAGCCUCUGUCCAGCAAUGACUUCCUGGGAGGGGUCAGGCUGGGUGUUGGCACUGGGAUCAGUAAAGGGGAAGUGGUGGACUGGAUGGACUCGACUGGGGAAGAAGUGAGCCUGUGGCAGAAGAUGCAACAGUAUCCAGGGUCUUGGGCAGAAGGGACUCUGCAGCUCCGUUCCUCGAUGGCCAAACAGAAGCUGGGCUCAUGAGCCCCUGUCUUUCUCUGAAGGUCCAGCCCUGUUCAGGGCAAGACAGAGGAAGUGAAGAAACCAAGAGCAAACAUUUAUAAUUUAAUGUGUGUAUAAACUUGUAUUUCUACAAAUCUCCAUACAGAGUGAUACAGACUUUUCUUUUUAUAGAAGGUUCAAGAAUAAGCGCCUCUUCUAAAUGUUUUUAUUUAUGUAUACAAUCCAGUAUUUUCAGAGUCUCUUUUUCUUGCAUCUUUAUAAAGUUUAAUGACAUCUUUAAAAAAAACAUUGUUUUAAUUGCUCAUCUUUCUGUCCUGUUUCGAGUUUCCGGGGAAUACCCCAGUUCCCUUUCAUAUUCAUACUGGCCUGUAUUUCAAGGUGUGCCUGAUCUGAGGUCAAGAAUCUGGGAAGCAGGGUUGGGUUCUUAAAUACAGGAGAAUUUGGGAGAAAGGUGAGUAAGUACUCUCCCUCAUCUCCAAUCCAUGCUUUCAACUAAUUUUCUGCUUUGAUACAUUUUCUGAAACUUGGCUUUUAACUCUUCUCAUUUGAAAGCAGUUUUCACCUUCCUUGAACUCCUAGUGGUUUUCUCUGAAAUGCUUUAAAAGUUCUUCUGUUCUUUCUGGUU
Messenger RNA from Sorex araneus (European shrew), 2652 nucleotides. It is a transcript of the gene SYTL4, whose product is annotated as synaptotagmin like 4. The coding region runs from base 12 to 2048 and encodes 678 amino acids. Gene Ontology annotation, biological process: exocytosis; intracellular protein transport. The transcript has 16 exons. Gene Ontology annotation, molecular function: phospholipid binding; small GTPase binding; neurexin family protein binding. Lineage: Eukaryota; Metazoa; Chordata; Mammalia; Eulipotyphla; Soricidae. Gene Ontology annotation, cellular component: exocytic vesicle; plasma membrane. The record is from RefSeq and is a predicted model, not a curated record.